Messenger RNA from Aspergillus heteromorphus CBS 117.55, 2255 nucleotides. RefSeq lists its product as uncharacterized. Gene Ontology annotation, cellular component: nucleus. Gene Ontology annotation, molecular function: DNA-binding transcription activator activity, RNA polymerase II-specific; RNA polymerase II cis-regulatory region sequence-specific DNA binding; zinc ion binding. The transcript is spliced from 7 exons. The record is from RefSeq and is a predicted model, not a curated record. Lineage: Eukaryota; Fungi; Ascomycota; Eurotiomycetes; Eurotiales; Aspergillaceae. The coding region runs from base 1 to 2127 and encodes 708 amino acids. Gene Ontology annotation, biological process: regulation of transcription by RNA polymerase II; DNA-templated transcription.
AUGCCACCACCACCCACUCCUCAGUACUACAAAAAACGCAAGCGCAUCUCCCUCUCCUGCUUCGACUGUCGGCGUCGGAAGCUGAAAUGCGACCGCGAGUUCCCUGCCUGCGGCCGAUGUCGUCGCGCCGGGCAGGCGGAGACGUGCUAUUACGAUGAUGCGCCUGCGCGGCCCUCGCCGGUGAAUCGGUUUGUUACGCCGGUGAGGCUAGCGUCGGUCGAAGCGACGCCAAAUCUGGGCGCGUGGCAGCUCCUCGGCCAUGCUUCGUCGGCGACGGGGGUGAAUGAGCAGUUACCGCUGAUCCGGACGGACGUGCGCAAGGAGUUGCAGAGUUCGGGGCAGAUGAUGCCGGGCGAGCCGGAGACGAACAUCUUCCGGGGAAAGAAUUUCAUGACGCAGUAUUACGGGAGUAGUAAUCCGAUUAGUCUCAUUUCGCAUUUACCCGAGCUGCGCUCAUUCAUGAAAGAGACGAUCAUGCAGCGGACGUCGCUGGCGACGCUGCAGCGCGAUCUGAAGGCGUUGCAGGUCAAAUGGAAAGCCUCUCGGACGGAACUCUUACCGAAGAGUGAGGCGGAGCUGUUCUGUCUCCUGCCGGACCAGGAGACGGUCGAUGCGCAUGUCGGUCUCUACUGGAAGACGUUCGAGACGGUGUAUCACGUUCUGCACUAUCCGAGCUUCUCGAAGGAGUAUGACGCCUUCCGACAGGAUCACCGCGCCGCGAAGCCGGCGUUCGUGGUGCUGUUGCUGCUGAUCAUGGCGUCGGUGAGUUGUAUCGCGCACCGCGACCAGUGGAAGUAUAUUGGGGAGACGUCGGUGGAUCGUGAGCGGGCGACGCUGUGGGUCGAGGCGGCGGAGGGGUGGCUUUCGACCCAGAGCCAGAAGAAUGUGUACCUGGCGAUCUGGCAGAUACGGUGUUUGUUGGUCGUGGCGAAGCAGGUCAAUUCGGUGAAGAAGAAACGGGUCUGGACGGUCGCGGGGAAUCUGGUCAGAGAGGCCAUCUCGGCGGGGUUUCAUCGCGAUCCGAGUUUGCUGGGGGAAAGGGUGUCGCUGUUUGAUCAGGAGAUGAGACGCAGGUUGUGGGCGACGAUCAUUGAGUUGGAUCUGCAGGCGUCGAUUGAUCGUGGGAUGCCCUCCGCGAUGGCCUGCAUGACGUCUGAUGCGACCCCGCUGCGCAAUGUCGAUGAUGAGGAUCUCGUCGUGGAUGAUAUGUCGAUCCCGGCCUGCAAGCCCUGGACAGAGUUUACCAAGUCCUCGUUUCUGCAUGUUUCAGCGGCCACUUUCGCGUUGAGGACGGCGCUGAACUGUAAGGUCAAUGAUUUGGGGUCGCGUUCCACGUACGAAGAGGUCUUGGACGCGGAGGAGAAAAUCACCGCUGAGCUGAAGAGACUUCCCAACUGGAAUGAAGUCCAAGGGGCGUCGUUGGCGAGGUCUCUGCUGGAACUCCAGCUCCGGCACUUCCUGAUGAUGCUGCAUGCCCCGUUCGCACGCCAGAGCGACACCAACCCGCGCUACUCGCUGUCCAGGAUGGUCUGCUUCAACGCCGCCUUCACCAUCAUCGAGAAGCACCACAGGCUGACCAAAUCCGGCAACCAUCUGCUUCUGCUCCUGCGACACGACUACUUCCGAGCUGCCCUGGUCGUCUGCCACAAUAUGUACAUCGCAGCCCAUCUCCAGAACAACAUCCUCCUCGGCUCCAACAGCACUACCAUCCUGCAAUACAUCGAAACAUCCCUCGACCUGAUCUCCGACCGAAUCACCCGCCAUGGCACCGGAUACACCAACUACUGGUACAUCUCCGCCGCGUACGCCUUCCUCCAAUGCGUGCUGUAUCCAACCGGCCAGACGGCGCGCAAGGAGGAGGCCAUCGAUCGCAUUAUUCGUCAGUAUCAUCGCAUUCUCGCCAGUCAGGAGGAUUUGCACAAGGCGAAGGAGAUUUUGUUUCCGAUGCGGUUGGAUCAGAUUGCCCCUCCGGGAGAUGGUAUGUUGCAGACGGGUCACGGAGGGUUUAUGGCGCAGGAGGAGAAUAUGGCACAGGAUCCGUUUGAGCGGCCGGAUCUGUCGUUGAGUGAGUUCUAUUUUGGGAAUCCGUCGGCGUGGAUCUUUGAUAAUAUGUGGGAGAUGGAGUAGGGGCUGUAGGGUUGCUGUGCGAGUGCGUUGGGGAGUUGGAUACGGUGCUGUUGGUAUAUAUUGGUCUAAUGGUGGGUGAGGAGACUCGAAUCUAGCGCAUUUGGGAGCAUGGUGGGCGGAAUAAGUUG